Molecule: messenger RNA, 6920 nt
Organism: Punica granatum (pomegranate)
Lineage: Eukaryota; Viridiplantae; Streptophyta; Magnoliopsida; Myrtales; Lythraceae
Source: RefSeq, a predicted model, not a curated record
AAUCGGUCCCGCUUUUCGGUCAUAGCCUACUCGGAUGCAUUUCUCUCUCUCUCUCUCAGGCCGAAGAAGCCGACUGGGUUUAGGCUUAAACCCUAGACGGAGCACAGACCAUAACGAACUCUGAAGAGGCAACCGUCCGCAUCACCGGCUUCUCCGUCGCUCGCUUCUGAAGCUCCAUAUUAUUCAGCUGUUUUCUCCGCCGCAACAAUGGCGACCUCCCUUUCCUCACAGCUACAAACAAUCAAAUCUCUCAUACAAGCUGAUUCAGAGCCGCUCAGGAGACCAUUCACUCGCCCUUCUGUCCUCUUCAGCCCCAAAGAAGCUGCCGACCUCGACAUCGAUACCAUAUACAGCAUUGCCCUUUCGGGUCUGGACGUUCUUGUAAACGCCGAUGAACGGUUCAGAAACUACAAGAGUGAUUUGUUUAGCCACAAAAGUAAGGAAUUGGAUAGGGAGCUGAUGACGCCAGAGGAGAACGGCCGCAUCAAUACCUCAAUCAGUUCGUAUCUGCGGUUGCUCUCUGGCCAUUUCCAGCUCCUCUCUUCACUCAAGACGCUUGAGUACUUGUUACGGAGAUACAAGAUACAUGUGUACAACAUGGAAGAUUUGAUACUAUGUGCCUUGCCAUUCCACGACACCCAUGCAUUCGUUCGAAUCGUGCAGUUGGUUGAUUUCGGAAAUACUAAGUGGAGAUUCUUGGAGGGGGUUAAAGUCUCCGGUGCCCCACCACCCAGACAGGUUAUAGUUCAGCAAUGCAUAAGGGACUUGGGUGUUUUAGAGGCUAUAUGCAACUACGCCUCUCCAACUGGAAAGUUCCAGCCUUCAAGGCCUAUACUUAGCUUUUGCACUGCAGUUGCUGUCGAGGCUGUGGGUUCUUUUGCAACUGUUGAGAGUGAUGUUGUAAAGAGGAUUCUUCCUUUCGCAGUUUCUGGAAUUCAGCCUGGCAGAAAAAGAAAUCUAGAACAUAAAGCUAGUGCCCUGAUGAUUGUUGGUCUACUAGCAAGCAAAGCUGCUUUGUCUCCUAAAUUAGUGAAGACUUUGGUUCGUUCAUUAGCUGAAAGUGCCCGAGAAGACGCAGAAGCUUCAACUGAUGUGCAGUGGGUUCGGCUGAUGCUAAUGGCUUUGAUUAAUGUCGUUCAGUCACAAUCCCUUGAUGUGUUUCCCAUGAAGGCUUUGGAGAGCUUGAAGGAAAUUAGAGAUAUUACUGGGAUUCUACUUGGACUCUCUAAGGAGUUCAAUAUUGAUAAAUUUCUGGCUUUGCUUUUGGGAACUCUGGUUGAGCACAGUUCUUCAGAUAACACAUGCUACCUUUUCUUGAUAUCCAUGAUUGAGUCAAUUCCUAUUGGAGAUUUUGUUGAUCGUGUUGUUUUCAAGAUCAUGCUUUCCUAUACAAAGCUAUCGCCCAAAAAGGGCAAUUUGCGUUCAUCAGAAUUAGGAGGCUGCGGCAAAAAUAUUAUGAUUGCUCUCAUGAAAAAUUAUCCUUCAGAGGUGCGAGUGGCUGUCGGGAGAUUCAUGGAGGUAUAUUUGAAUUCAGGAAGGCGUUCUGGACAAGGGGAGAUGGGACUUGAAACUUUGUCUAAGGCGUUGGAUGGAAAUUCUGAUUCCCCAUUGCCUAUGAUAGAUUCAAAAAUUUUGUUUUCCUUACACCAUCCUAAGGCGGAGGUCAGAUGUGCUGCACUGGUUGAGUUAAAGACUUCUAGCAUCCUUAAAUCUAAGCCUGGUGUUCCACAGAGGUUGGAAGCUAUUCAAGAUGCCUUAUUAAGCCAGCUGCAUGAUGAUGAUUUAACUGUAGUCCAAGCAGCUCUGUCGCUGAUUGAUACAUUGGAUGCAAUGGAUGGUGCCAAUAUUCUUCAAACGCUGCAUAGUGUGCUGCAGAGAUGCGUUAGAAUUUUUUUAUCUGGUUCAGACAACACUGCUGUGGCUGGUGAUAUAAUUGUCUUGUGCUUUGAGCAUAUGGUUGCAAGAUUAAAUGAUUCACCUGAUUCAUCAAAUGAAUUUGCCACAAUGAUUUUUCCCUUGCUCCUUAUAAUUCCAAAGACAAGGAAAUACAAUUUCAAGGCUUUGGAAUUUGCGAAGAAACUGAAUUGGGCAUUUUAUCAGAAUCUGCCUGAUUCCUGCAGCUCAGAGAAGAAAUUGGAACCUGGAAGCAUUUCGAAGAUGAACCAGAAAAUUGUGGACAGUAUGGCAGUUACAUUUUUUAUGCAUCCUCAAGAGUCUCUGCCUUGGCUUGUCAAGAGCAGUGGUGAUUUCAUGUUGUCAAGGACACUAUUCUUUUUGGUUCUCAUGCAAUCAUUUGCAAUCAGUAAGAGAGAGAACAAGUUUUUUGAACUUUUCGAAACCUGCUUUCCUGUUCUGAAGACUCAGUGGGAGCUUUUGAGUUCCUCUUGUGUCAUGCAUAUUGGAGAGCAGUUGAAGACAAAAACGUCGGAAGGAAGUUGCACUGGAUUCCUGGAUCAGCUUUCUGAUGCAAAUGUCAAGGAGUUAAAUCCAAAAAUCCUAAUUGGCAUAUUUUGGGAGUUGCUAGAGGCGUUCAUUUCAGUUGCUCCAAUGGAGUUCCUUUCGACUGAAGAUCAGUGGUUUGGGAAACUCCAGGAGUUUUUUGCUUUUCUUGCAGGAGCUAGUACAAACCAUGCUUUUAGAGAACAUCUUCAUUACCUUGUUACGAAUUGCAAGAGUUCUCCUAGUCUUCUGUCUGGAUUUUUCACAGCAGGUGUUACAAUCCCCAUCCAAGUUGAGAGUCUCCAUUGCUAUGCAUUUCUUUGUGCUCAGUCCGAGGAUAGCUUCUCACUCCAGCUUCUUGCUGAAGCUCCCUCAGUUCUUGUCCCGCUCGCCAGUGAAAACCAGGAAGUAAGAAGUGCUGCCAUGAACUGCUUGGAAGGGCUACACGCGUUGUGUUCUCGAAUUGACUUCUCUAGCAAGAAAAAUGGCAAUUUUGCAAUUUGGAGUCAUUUUCUUGAGGAACUAUUGAGCGUGAUAGUUCAGCAGAAGAGGCUUAUAGUAUCAGAUAGGGGGUUCCUUUCUUCAUUGUUGACAUCGUUGAUUAGCCAUCCAGGCCACCACAACAGCCUAUUGGUGCCAAGAAAUACAGAACAACGGUUUAACGAAUCCAUCAAGGAAAAAAUUCUCGGUUUCAUUUUGGGUUCUGCUUUAAAGUUUUCUCCAUAUGGGAAGUUAGUGAUAUUUUCCUUGCUCAAAGGUAUAGGAAAUGCACUUGUACGUGUUAAAGAUGUUGAGCAGUUACUGUCGGACCUAAUGAAAAGAUGUGGCAAAUAUUUCUCUGGGAUGGACAAGUCAUUCCAGAAAUUGUCAAAGUACGAAGUUGAUAUCUUAUGCCUACUGCUGGAGAGUUGUGCUACGCCCUCUAUAGAUGGGAGAUGCAUUUUUGAGGAUCAUUUACUGAAGGCUUUGCAAUUACCAAGGUGUUCUGUCGAGGAUCCUGCUUUAAUCUUGCCAUGCAUAGCUGUUCUGAACAAGCUCAAUAAUCAGAUCUAUUCUGAGAUGAGAACUGAAAUGCAGGAGCUUCUCCUCCGUGAACUUGUAUUUUUGGUCGGGAACGUGAAUGGAGAUGUCCAAUAUGCUACAAAAGAGGCAUUGCUGCGUCUAGAGCAGGUACCAAGUUCCAUUGUGGCGAAGAUGCUCAGUCAACCAUCUGAACUAGAUGUUCAUGCUGCACCUCAGGAAAGAAGAAAGAAAAAGAAGUCAACAUUAAAAAAGCAGCAAGAUUCAUCAAACAGACAAAACACACUAUCUUUUCUGGGCUCGCUUCUUGAUAUUUUGUUAAUGAAAAAAAAUAUUUCAAACAGGGAAAGCCUUAUUGGUCCCUUGUUCAAGCUCAUCAAAGAAUUCUUCUCUGCUGAUUGGUUACAUGGUUCAAUAGCUUCGGACGAGAGAUCAAUUCAAUCUUCCUCUGACACUUCUGAGACCACAACCAGUAAACUUUAUUACAUCCUGCAGAUGAUGAUGUUGGUCCUAGAAGAUAUAGUUUUAUUUUUGGGUAAUGCUAGUCAAUCUAAGGAUGAGAUAUUCAAUGAGAUCGAUAUCAGUUUGUUGCUCUCUUGUGCCCGUUCUGAUCAAGCUGGAAUUGUCCAUGGCCAUAUACUCUCACUUCUAUCCACUAUUGCAAAAGUUGUUCCUGAAAAAUUUUUGAACCACAUGUCAGAAGUCCUGACAGUCCUCGGAGAAUCAGCUGUAACAGAGAUUGACAGCCAAUCUCAACGUGUAUUUGAGAGUGUUAUAUCUUCAAUCGUACCAUUUUGGCUAUCUAAGGCAAACAAUAUGGAGCAAGUACUUAAGAUUUUUGUAAAUAUAUUGCCUGAAGUUUCUGCACAAAGGAGGCUCUCAAUUAUCAUAUAUCUCUUAAGGAUCCUUGGAGAACAAGGCAGUUUGGCUUCUUUGCUCUCCCUCCUUUUCCAAUCGUUGAUAACUAGGAAAGAUCCAUCCCAAUCUGGUAAUAGUACGGUAAAUUCCCCAGAGUUCAUGUCGGUAAUAGAGAAGGAAUGGGAAUAUGGGUUUGCUGUACAAAUAUGUGAGCAUUAUUCAAGUAUUGUAUGGCUCCCUGCUCUUGCUGUGCUACUUAAACACGUAGGUGGUGGAAGUUUGUCGAGGGAGCUCUUUAUAGAAUUGCUGCUUGCAAUGCAUUUCAUUUCACAAAAAUUGCAAGAUCCCGAAUUGUCCAUGGUUCUUGAUUCUGGGGAAAAUUCAGAUAAUAUUCAGGGGACCUUUGGAGAAAUUUUGGAGCAGAUUGUUUCUCUUUUGCAUCUUGUUGAUGUAAAUAAGAAGCAAAUAGCCGUUCCUUCUCCUGUUAGGAAAGACUUGAAGGAAAUCAUGCGUUCUGUCCUCAUGAAUAUUACAAAAUCCAUGACUCCCUCAUCAUACUUCAGUGCGAUGAUUAAAUUGUUUGGUUCUAAGGAUCAAGAUGUGAGGGAGAAGGCUCUUGGCCUAUUGUCCAAAGCCAUGAAGGUUCAAGACAGAGAAAAAUUGAAGCACAAAGGUGGAAGAGAACUCGACAUUAGGAGAAGCAGAAAAUGGGUUCAACUUGAUGGAAGUGCUCUUGAGGCUUUCCACCGGAUGUGCUCGGACAUUGUUCAUUUGAUUGAUGCGUCAGGGGACAAUUCAAACAUUUCUUUGAAGCUGGCUGCAAUUUCAGCAGUUGAGGUUUUAGCUUACAAGUUUCCCACUGAUUAUUCUAUUUUCAGCAGUUGUCUUGCUUCUAUCACUAUGAACAUUGGCUCGGAGAGCAUGGAACUCUCUUCGAGCUGCCUCCGUGCAGCUGGUGCUCUAAUAAAUGUGCUUGGACAGAAAGCUCUGACUCAUCUUCCUCCCUUGAUGGAGAAUUUGAUAAAGAUCUCGCUAAACAGUUCCUCUGGUAUCAGUGGGAAAAAUAACAAUUCCUCUGCAUCAUGUACUUCUAGAGAUAUCUUGCUUUCAGUUCUCGUCAGUUUGGAAGCAGUUGUAGACAAGCUUGGGAGCUUUUUAAACCCCUAUCUGGAAAAAAUUGGGGAACUGUUGGUGCUUCAUCCGGAGUUGGCAUCAGGAUCAGAUGUAAAGCUGAAGACAAAAGCCGAUGCUGUGCGAAAUCUCAUUGCUGAGAGAAUACCUGUCCGACUGGCCUUGCCACCUUUGAUGAAGCUGUACUCCAACGCUGUCCGUUCUGGUGAUUCGAGUUUAGAAAUUACUUUCAAAAUGCUUGGGAAAAUAAUAAGUUCGAUGGACAGAUCUUCUGUUGGGGCUUACCAUGCGAGGAUAUUUGAUCUCUGUUUGAAAGCCCUAGAUCUUCGGCGUCAACGCCAUCCUUCUAUCAGGAAAAUUCAUGUUAUCGAGUAUAGUGUGAUCACCUCUAUGAUUUCUUUGACAAUGAAACUUACUGAAACAAUGUUCAAGCCGCUCUUCAUCAGGACUAUUGAGUGGGCAGAGUCAGAGGUUGAUGAUUCUCCGCGUGUUGAGAGCAGUAGUAAUACGGAUAGGGCCAUAUCCUUUUAUGGGUUGGUGAACAAACUUGCAGAAAAUCAUCGGUCCUUGUUCGUCCCAUACUUUAGGUACUUGCUCGACGGCAGCAUACGCCAUCUCUCUGAGUCUGAGGAAGCACCCUCUUCAAGUUUGACCCAAAAGAAAAAGAAAGCACGUGUUUUGGAAUCUCAGGGCAGGACAAACAGUGCUCUCUCUCAUGAGACGUGGCAUCUUAGGGCAUUAGUUGUCUCAGCCUUGCACAAGUGCUUCCUCUAUGACACUGGAUCGUUGAAGUUCCUCGACUCCUCGAACUUUCAGGUUCUGCUCAAACCCAUUGUUUCCCAGCUUGUCAUUGAACCACCGGCAUAUUUGGAAGAAUGCCCCGAUAUACCAUCUGUUCAAGAAGUUGAUGAUACCCUAGUUAUUUGCAUUGGUCAAAUGGCUGUUACUGCUGGGUCUGACCUUUUGUGGAAGCCAUUGAAUCACGAGGUACUGAUGCAGACGCGAAGUGAGAAGGUCCGAGCCCGCAUUUUGGGGCUAAGGAUCGUGAAGUACCUUGUUGAGAAUUUGAAAGAGGAGUAUCUCGUCUUCCUGGCGGAGACCAUUCCAUUCCUCGGGGAGUUGCUCGAAGAUGUAGAGCUAUCGGUCAAAACUCUGGCGCAAGAUAUUUUGAAAGAAAUGGAAUCCCUGAGUGGUGAGAGCCUUAGGCAAUAUCUUUGAUACUAUCAUGUCCUUGCUGACGGACUUUAGAUAAUGCUAUAUAUAUAUAUUAGUUACAAAAAGCUGGGGGAAUCAAUGUGCCAAGAAGAAACAAUUUUGUAGCAUUAGUGUAAAUUAUAGGGUGGGUUGAUAGAUCCUAUAUGGAAUAUUUUUCAAGUCGAGGUAUGGUGAAAUUGGGAAUGUUUUUUAAUGAAAAUAUCUCAAGUUGAAAAUGAUUAUUCAAAGUAGGGAAUGGAACCUCUGCUGUUGAUUCA